This is a messenger RNA of Coregonus clupeaformis (lake whitefish), 6190 nucleotides long. Its product is annotated as nesprin-1-like. Gene Ontology annotation, biological process: nuclear migration. Gene Ontology annotation, molecular function: actin filament binding. The record is from RefSeq and is a predicted model, not a curated record. Bases 350 to 6190 code for a protein of 1946 amino acids. The transcript is spliced from 40 exons. NCBI's taxonomy places the organism in Eukaryota, Metazoa, Chordata, Actinopteri, Salmoniformes, Salmonidae. Gene Ontology annotation, cellular component: cytoplasm; nuclear outer membrane; meiotic nuclear membrane microtubule tethering complex.
ACACUUUCCCCCCAACACAUACACUCACACACACUCUCCCUGAUACGCAAUCUGCUUAGGAUGCAAGAUAAACACUGACAGGGAAAACUAAGACUGGGUGAACAGCCUGUUUGACUGCUGAGGAACACAGAAGACAACAGGACAAGAGGAAGAGGAAGAGGUUACUACCUUCAUCCCUGCUGUGUCGUACAGCAACAGUUUCACUGCUGUCAUCUGGACAUCCAACAAGAGCCAGCUUCCAGAGAGAGGGGACACUGAAGACACACCUCCCCAAACAGGGAGAGGUAGCAAGGGCAGGACGAAGGGUGAUUGUACCCCCACCUUGGAGGUUUUUUGACAUUCCCUGUGGAUGUCCUCUCCACGUCCCCAUGAAGGCAGGGGAGGUUCUAGGAGAAGUCUGGAUCACAAGAUGGCACAGAGAUCAGGAGGGGACGGCACCCCGAAAAAGAACACAUCCCUCAACCUGGUCACAGGGUUCUUUCACUACCUCCGUGAUGAUCAAGAGGCGGUGCAGAAGAGGACGUUCACUAAAUGGAUCAAUUCCCACUUGGCAAAGCGUGUCCCGUCCCUAGUGGUGACAGACCUGUUUGAGGACAUCAAGGAUGGAGUGAUGCUGCUGGCCCUGCUGGAGGUCCUGUCUGGACAGAAGCUGCCGUGUGAGCAGGGGAGGAAGCUGCGGAGGAUCCACUGGGUCUCAAACAUCGGCACGGCUCUCAACUUCCUGGAGGGCAGAAAGUCUGCGUACAGGGGAUCACCGAUCAAGCUAGUCAACAUCAACUCGACUGACAUUGUCGAUGGAAGACCAUCUAUCGUACUGGGGUUGAUUUGGACAAUAAUCCUCUAUUUCCAGAUAGAGGAGUUGACCAGUAACCUGCCGGCGCUCCAGGCCCUCUCUAGCAGCACCUCCUCAGUGGACAGCUCAGACACCACCAGCCCGCCUGUCAAGAGGAGGCCCCUCCCCCCGCUGCAGGGUGGGGCCAGGAAGGCCCUACUCAGAUGGGUCCAGCAGACCGCCACCAAGCAUCUGGGGAUCGACGUGAAAGACUUUGGGCCGAGCUGGCGUACAGGUGUGGCAUUCUUUGCAGUCAUCCUCUCUCUUCGACCCCACCUGGUCGAUAUGGAGCGUGUGCGUAGGAGAACCAAUCGAGAGAACCUGCAUGAAGCCUUCUCAUUGGCCGAGACUGAGCUGGGCAUUCCGCAGCUACUAGACCCAGAAGAUGUGGAUGUUGACAAACCUGAUGAGAAGUCCAUCAUGACGUACGUGGCCCAGUUUCUGAAGCACCACCCCAACCCUGGUCACCAGCAGCACAGUGACUCAGACUCCCAGCCAGAGGAAGAGAGAGAGCAGCGUAAGGGCCUGAGGGAGCUGAAGACCUGGCUGGAUCAGCUGGAGCUAGACGCAGCACGUACUCAGGAGACCAAGGGCAACCUCAGCCAGCAGUAUCAGUCCUUUAAGAGUGUACGUGUCCAGUUGGAGAUGAGGAGGAAGCAGGUGGAGGCAGCAGUCCUGUCCACUCAGAAGGAUGGGAUGUUGACCGUGGACCAGGCUCUGGUCAAACAGGCCUGGGACAGAGUGUCCAACAGGCUCCUAGAGUGGCACCUGCAGCUGGACAGGGCUCUGCCCGCCCCCCUGGGUGUGGUGGGGGAGUGGCUACACCAGGCUGAGGGGGCACUACGCCAGGAGGUCACUAUUCAACAGGCACCUGACGGGACAGCUAACACUGUCCACAUGACCCUGGAGCAACACAAGGACAUGCUCAAAGGUCUUGAAGGUCACCAGCAGGUCUUCCAGAGGAUCCAUAAAGACAGAAGUGUCAACGGAGUCCCUGUCCCCCCAGAGCAGCUGCAGGACAUGGCAGAGAGAAUGAACUUUGUAUCGACAUCGUCAAACAUUCACCUGGCCAAGAUGGAGUUCUGGGAGAAUAAGCACCAAAUGCAGGCGUUCCUGAUGCUGGCAGAGUCCAAGCUCAAAUCCUGGAUCAUCAAAUAUGGCCGACGACAAUCAGUAGAGUUAAUGUUACAGAACUAUGUUUUGUUUGUUGAGGGACAGCAGUUCUUUGAGCAGUACGAGAUAUUGUUCCAGGCUCUGAAACAAUCUUCUGAGCUCUAUGUCAAGGCUGAUGGCACAGUGGACGAAGGCGAGGCGGGGGUUAGGAGGUUCAUGCGGGAGGUGGUGACCCAGUGGAGGAGUCUGUCUGUGGAGGUGCGCAGUGUAAGGAGCAUGCUGGAUGAGGUGCUCUCUAACUGGGAGAGAUACAGCUGCGCUGUGGCCUCUCUACAGGUCUGGCUGGAGGAUGCAGAGGGAGCGCUCAGCCAGCCUGAAAACAUAAAACGGGAGUUCUUCCGCAACCUUUCUCAGUGGAUGGAUCAGCACUCUGUGAUGAACGACGCAGGGAACUUCCUGAUCGAGACAUGUGACGAGAUUGUGUCACGUGACCUGAAACAGCAGCUUCUCUUGCUCAACGGGAGGUGGAGGGACCUGUUCGUCAAAGUCAAACAGUACACCCGUGAAGAUGAGCUGGACAAGUGGAGGAGGGACCACCUGAGGGCCAUCUCUGCCCUGAGGGAGCUGCUGGACGGUGCAGAGGUGAAGCUCAACGCCCCUGUACAGGUCUCCUUCCUCAACAUCAGGUCUUUCUUACAGGAUGUGGAGAACACCAAGAAAAAGGUUGUUGCCAUGGAGACACAGUACAAGUUGGCUGCCCGCAGUGCCCAGCUUCUGUCCAAGGAUGCCCCGCAGGAGGAGGGCGCCAAGGCCAUGGCUACCAUGACAACGGUCAAAGGUCAACUCAGUAAGGUGAGGGAGAGGUGCCCUUCUCUGGUGAGGGAGUGCCAUGGACUGCUCCCUCUGCUGGAGGAGAUGGAGAAGCACAUCACAGGCUUCUACCAAGCUCUGGAGAGGGCCAACCGGAUCACUGCAGCAGGCAGAGACCCAGAGCCACAGGCUCAGGUCCAGGGACAACACAAACACAAGUGGCAGGACCUCCUGAGCCAGCAGCAGAGCUGUAAGAUGUGUGUGUCUGUGAUUGAGAGGAACCUCCACUCCCUGCAGAGGGCGCUCUCCUCCAGCAAGGCCCUGAGGAACUUCGACCAGACCUUCCUGCAGAAGAGAGUGGCUGAGAUUCAGACCUCUGCACAGGGUCUGUUGAAGGAGGUGGGGGAGUGGAGGAGGCAGGAGGAGGCCAACAGCACCAUGAGGAGGAGGUUUGAGGAGUCUCGUCAGGAGCUGGAGAGAGUGCUGAAGGUGGCAACCACCUGCCUGAGAGAGGGGGGAUACGCAGAGGAGCUGCUGAAAAAACACAGCGAGUUCUUUGGGCAGCUAGACCAGCGGGUCCUGAGUGUGUUCCUAAAGGCGUGUGACGAUCUGACAGACAUCCUGCCUGAGGUGGAGCAGCAGGCGCUACAGGACACCGUCAGGACACUGCACAAACAGUGGAAGGACAUCCAGAUAGAGGCGCCGUUUCACCUGCAGCGUCUGAAGGUGGAGGCGGAACGAGGACGGGCAGGGGCCGUCCUACAGGAGUGCAGGGCAGAGCUGGCCAGAGAGAACCAAGCACUGACCACCACAGGCAGCGAGACAGUCAUCAGAGAACACAGGACCUUCUUCCGGGAGAAAGCCCCUCUCAGUGUAUGUGAGAAGAGGAUAGGCAACAUGGAGGAGCUCUGUCAGACACUCCCUGACAACGACCCUGCUAGACGAACCCUGGACUCCACCAGGAGGGCCCUGGCAGAGGUCAAAGGCCAGAUAGAGGCCACCCACCUGAAGCUGCAGCAGCACUCCCAGUGGAGGGAGUGGAAUGACAGGUUCUCAGAGCUCUCUGAUUGGCUGUCGUCUCAGAGAAGCCAGGUGAGGCUCCUGAGGGAGAGAGCCAGAGAUCCCUCCCACCAAGAACAGGUGGAUACUACUGUCCAGGAGCUCCAGAGGGCAGCAGAGGGGCAGGAGGAGAGCCUGUCCUGGCUGAAGAGUCAUCUGGCUGUACUGACAGAGGUCAGUCCUGAGGUGGAGGCUAUUAGACAGAGGGCUGCCCUGGCCAAACUCUCCUCUGACUUCACCGCCCUCCUCUCCUCUCUCUUGGAGUGGGGACAGGAGGGGUCUGUGAGGGUCCACAGUGAGGAGCUGAGGGAGGAUGUGCGUUGUGCUCUGGAGGAGGUUCUCAGGGCUCGAAGGGAGGCUCAGGAGCAGACCAGCAGGAUCCUGGAGGCAGAUAACCCAGAGGAGGCCAGGCAGCUGCUCCUCAUACACCAGCAGCACCUGAAGCGUCAGCAGACUGACAGGAAGAAGGCGGAGCUACUAGUCGCUCACUGUCGCCAGCUGCAGAAGGGGGAGGGGCUUAGCAGCUCACUACGGGAACUAGAGGGUGCUUUCAGAGAGGUGGACCGCAAAGUAGGGGCCCAGGAGCACAAUCUGCAGGCGACUCUGGGUGCGUGGCAGGAGUUUGAGGCAGAGAGAGAGGCAGUGUGGCAGUUUGUCAGCAGUACCAGCCCUGUCUUACAGAGGGAGCUCAUCUUCAGCAGCCUGGACAGCCUCAGGACUGAGCUGGGGUUUACCAAGGGGCUCCAUAAGAAGAGUUGGGAGUAUGUGGUACAGACAGACACCCUGUUGAGGAAGGCAGCAGAGAUUCAGCUGGGUCAUAAGAACCAGACCCUCCUACAGCAGCAAGCCCAGCAGGCCACACAACAAGUCACACAACUGGAGGCCAGGCUCAAGAAGAUUGUUGACCAGCUGGAGAUGGUGUGUGUGUGGUGGGAGCGUUUCAUCAGGGAGUCAGAGGCCUUCUCCUCCUGGAUCUCAGAGAGGGAGCAAGAGCUGGACACUGUGGACCCCACCUCCUCCUCCUCCUCCUCAGACCCCCUUGAUAAACACAUCAGCACAGUGGAGUCUGUUGGAGCAAAACUAGAAGAGCGGGCAGCCAUGUUGUCCCACCUGGAGGCGGAGUCAGAGGCUCUGUCAGGGUUUGUGACCCCUGGGGAGGCGGGGCGUAUCCGGGCGCGGCUGUCUCAGAUGGAGCGGUACUGGGAGGAGCUGAAGGAGAGCGUAGAACAGCUGGGGGGACAGCUCAACCAGAACGCCACCUACAGGCAGAGGUUUAACGACAACCUGGAACAGGUGAAGAGAACGAUGGCUGACCUCAAAGAGAAGCUGGACAUCACCAUCACCUGCUGUACAUCCUCCUCAGAGACCUACAGAGUUCUCCAGGACCAUAUGGACGUAACCCAGGCCUUGGAGCAGCUGAAGCCCAGGCUGGUGGCUCUGUGCUUGAGUAAAAAGAGGCUGGGUGAAGGGGAUCUGCUGGAGGGAGAGGUGGCUAACCUCCAGAAGGACCAGGGAGAAUACAUAGAGCAGGCUGCAGAGAAAAAGGCUACACUGGAGAAACUGCUGGCACUAUGGCAAAAGUAUGAGAAGGAGAGUUUCAGUCUCAGGUCCUGGUUAGACAGAUGUGAGUCUGUCUGCUGUCCAGACACUCACCUCCUCUCUACAGACAAAGCAAAGCUGAUGAAUGAGCUGCAAACUGUACAGGAAAUGCAGAGUGAUUUGCAGUCCCAUGAAGCUUCUCUGCAGGGUGUGGUGAGUUUGGGGGCGUGUCUCUACCCUACAGCACCAGAGGGGCGGGUCAGAGAACUCACUGAUGACAUCACACAGCUGGAGGAGAGAUACACCUCAAUGAAAGACAGUAUAACACAAAGGCUGCAGCAGCUGCAGACACACCUGUCUCAGGUGGAGCUCUUUGACGAGGCCCUGCUGACCCUCACCCAGUGGAGCGAGAACUUCCUGUCUGUCCUCAGAACCACUUCCCAGGUCAACAUAGCUGACCUGCAGAGUGCUGUCACCCAGGUCAAGGAGCAUGAGGAGUCUCUCCAGGAGCAGACAGCCCUGAGAGAGACCCUGCAGCAGAGAGAGUCCUCCCUCCUCUCCUUCUCCUCCCCAGAGGCCCAGCAGCAGCUCCAGGGCCAGAGGGAGGACUGCCUGCAGCCCCUCAGUGAAGUCCAACGCCUGCUCCUCCUCCGUGGGGAGAGCCUGGCUGAGCUGGGGGUAUUCCUCCAGAGCCACGGAGCUGCAGCCGUGGCGGUCAGGGGCCUCCGGGAGGCUGUGGAGGGCAGGGGGAGCUGGGAGCGAUCGAAGGCUGAGGAGCUGCACCGCGGGCUGGGGGAGGUGGCCGGGGACGUGGCCCCAAGGCCCACCUCCACCUGA